AAAUUACACGUUCAAUGGUUAAAUCAUUGGUGUAAAAAAAAAAAAAAAAGUUAUUGAGAACAAAAUGAGCAUCAAGACCAAAAUGAGCGUCACCAACUGGAGCAUCAAGAACGAAAUAAGCAUCGACAACAUGAGCAUCAACGAGGUGAGAAUCAAGAACAUAAUGGACAUCGAGAGCGGAGUUCCCACUCAAAGCAUCUAUGUUAGUUGGUUUAAUGGAAAUAACUGCUUCCUAGAGUGGAAGAACGGCGGGAUUUCAGGUAGUGGCUCGCUGUAUAGGGCCGACGGGAACGGCUGCAAUGUCCUAUGCGUCGGAGAGUGGGAGAACGGCUUCAUUUCAGGUCGUGGCGAGCUGUCUAGAGCCGACGGAAACGGCUGCAAGGUCGCGUGCGUAGGAAACUGGGAGAACGGCGGGCUUUCAGGUCGUGGCAAACUGAAUUGGGCCGACGGGAACGGCUGGAAGGUCCCAUGCGUAGGAGAGUGGGAGGACGGCGGGAUUUCAGGUCGUGGCGUGCUGUAUAGGGCCGACGAGAACAGCUGCAAGGUCCUAUGCGUCGGAGAGCGGGAGAACGGCAAGAUUUCAGGUCGUGGCGCGCUGCGUAGGGCCGACGGGAACGGCUGCAAGGUCCUAUGCAUCGGAGAGUGGGAGAACGGCGGGAUUUCAGGUCGUGGGACGCUGAAUUGGGCCGACGGGAACGGCUGCAAGGUCCGAUGCCUCGGAGAGUGGGAGAACGGCGGGAUUUCAGGUCGUGGCUCACUGUAUAGGACCGACGGGGACGGCGGCAAGGUCCUAUGCGUCGGAGAGUGGGAGAACGGCGGGAUUUCAGGUCGUGGCUCACUGUAUAGGACCGACGGGAACGGCUGCAAGGUCCUAUGCGUCGGAGAGUGGGAGAACGGCGGGAUUUCAAGUCGUGGGGUGCUGCAUUUUUCCGACGGGAACGGCUGCGGGCCCCGAAUCAUCGGAGAUUGGGAGAACGUCAUGAUUUCAGGUCCAAAGGGACACGGAGUCUUCUCCUGGCCUGAUGGGAACGGCGUGAUUGCUCCCAGUGGCAGGUUCAAAAGGAAUAUUACUUGUUGGGAGAAAGUUAAGCCCCUGGGCUGUGGGUCCUUCGGAUCCGUGUACGAAGGGAUUUCUGGGGAUGGAACCUUUUUUGCCGUAAAAGAAGUUUCAUUGCUUGAUCAAGGAAGUCGAGGAAAGAAGAGGAUUGCCCAACUUGAGCAGGAGAUUGAUAUAUUAAGUCAGUUUGAACAUGAAAACAUUGUUCAGUAUUAUGGCACUGAGAAGGGUCAUGGGUCUAAGGGGAGUGGGGUUCAAACAAAGCAAGGAUUUCCUGCAAAAAUUCAGUGGGAUAAAGAAAACUACUCAAAGAGAAAGAAAGAAAAAAACACAGUAACGAUUGACGGAUCCUUUUGUGCCUUGAAAGAAGUUUCAUUGCUUGAUCAAGGAAGUCAACGAGAGCACAGUAUUGUCCAACUUGAGCAGGAGAUUGGUCUAUUAAGUCAGUUUGAACAUGAAAACAUUGUUCAGUAUUAUGGCACUGACAGGGAUGAAUCAAAUUUGUAUAUCUUCCUUGAGCUAAUAACACAGGGCUCCUUAUUAAGUCUCUAUGAGCGUUGUAAUCUUAAAGAUUCUCAAGUCUCUUUCUAUACAAGACAGAUUCUGUACGCACUGAAGUUUCUUCACGGCAAAGGUGUGGUUCACAGGGAUAUUAAAUGUGCAAAUAUAUUGGUGGACCAAAAUGGAUCUGUGAAACUUGCAGAUUUUGGAUCGGCAAAGGUCACUAAAUUGAAUGAUGUCAACUCUUUUCAAGGCACUGCAUUUUGGAUGGCCCCUGAGGAGAUACUUAGGACGCGUGAAAGCACAUCUGAAUAUGGUGGAUGAUAUGUAUCUAAUGUGCAUGUGUUGACACAUGGAGUGAAUUGACCCCCUUAAGAUUUAGUAUGGAGCCUUGUUUUACAAGAUCUCAUUUCAUGUUGUUUCUUAUUGGUGCAAAUGCAUUUGUGGUUGUAACGAGCUAUGUGUUUGAUGAAGAAAGGAAGACAAAACUGUCUUGUUGCAUUUUCUAGAUAGACUUUUCUUCUUCAGCUUCAACUUUCAAGAGCCCGCGCAUUGGUAUUUGAUUAAAUGUACCUUAAGGCC
Rubroshorea leprosula is the source of this 2140-nucleotide messenger RNA. NCBI's taxonomy places the organism in Eukaryota, Viridiplantae, Streptophyta, Magnoliopsida, Malvales, Dipterocarpaceae. The record is from the annotation of a GenBank genome assembly.